AUGACCAUGUCCUCCAAAAGAGUACCCUGUGACCCUUGUCGCCAACGACGCGUACGCUGUGACGGGUCUUCUCCCUGCACCUCCUGCCAGCGCUCCCAACUGGCCUGCAAACGCGAGUACAUUCGAAGACCGCGCAGUCCAAAACAUGGCAGUGGAAAGAAGAUAGCGGCUUUGAGGGCUGCUCAAUCACAAAUCGAAAUCAACCAAGACCAUACUACCGCUGCCCACCAAUCACCCGGGAAUGAUCUUCUAUCCCCGGAGAAUCUGCCUCAUCUGAUGGAGCGCUGUAUUGACGUCUACCUUCAUCGCAUGUACCCAAUAAUGCCACUGUUCAGGCCGUCUACGCUAUAUCAAAGGCUCAAUAGACCACAGGAGCCAAAUGAGAGAAGCAUGUUAUACGCUCUGUGUGCCCUGGUCACCGCGUUCAUGUGCGGGCGCAGUGAAUCCAUCAUUAGAUGUGGUGAAUGGGCCGCUUGUGCUCGUCGGAUCAUAGAGAAGUGUCUUUUAAUGCGGUCAGAAUACAGCUUUGUCAAAGACAACACUGUGCUGACACUGCUUGCAUCUUUCUUUGUCGCCAUCACAUACUUUGAGUUGCAUGACAUUCGAAAGAGUUGGUUUUAUCUCCGCGAGGCGAUCACAUUAGCACAUGCGCUGGGCCUGCACACGGAUGAGUACUAUCGUGGCAUGAAUCAUGUGGACGCUCUGUAUUGUCGCCGGAUUCAUAAUAUUCUCUUUGUCACAGAGAGAUCGUUGGCGAUAGCGAGGCACAAACCGGUCCUUCUAUCGCAACCGUUGCCUCUUCCUACUCCCGGACCUGACGAGGGACUUAAAGGUCUCGAAGAACAGCCGGAGAUUGACGCUGGAUUCCGGCAGUUUGUACGGGUUUACUCACAGAUUGAUAUCGACUUCCUCGAGUUCUGGAGCCAGAGGGGCUCGGAACAAGGUGGACCAAACCUGCUCCUGGACGACGGUGUCAUGUCUGAUGCUCAGAGAGCCGAUAUAUGCGUGACACAGCGCUGGCUCGAUCUUGUUCUAUGGAGAGCCGCUCUCCAGCAAGGCUGA
Messenger RNA from Aspergillus novofumigatus IBT 16806, 1062 nucleotides. RefSeq lists its product as uncharacterized. The record is from RefSeq and is a predicted model, not a curated record. The coding region runs from base 1 to 1062 and encodes 353 amino acids. Gene Ontology annotation, molecular function: zinc ion binding; DNA-binding transcription factor activity, RNA polymerase II-specific. NCBI's taxonomy places the organism in Eukaryota, Fungi, Ascomycota, Eurotiomycetes, Eurotiales, Aspergillaceae. Gene Ontology annotation, biological process: regulation of DNA-templated transcription. The transcript has 2 exons.